GGAUCGGGCUAGGAGGCUGGGCAAAGCGCGCAUGCGCGGCACGUGCGCGCGCACCUUCCUCCCGGGUGCUGCGCGCCCCGACGCUCACGAAGGCUCCGCGCGCCGGCGGUCCUCGGCCGCUCGGGGGACCUGAGGGACGCGCGGCCGCCCGCGGGGCCAGCAGCGCUGCCCGGGAGAGCCCGGAGGCCGGCGGUGAGAUAUUUCAACAAGAAAGAAAUCACUCUCCUCCUAAGAUGGAAUCUGUGAUUUGGGAGUGUGGUUGAUCGACUUGAUAUGCUGGCCAGAUGUGCCCUAUGUAAUAAAAUGAAAAGAAGAUACAAGAUGAUGUCAUUUUCCCAUAUUGUGAAACCAAAAACAAAUGCCCUUUGUGAGACCAGGUUAACAGUCCUUUGACAGUGCAGGGAGUUUUUAACUGAGGAGCCUAGCAGAUACAGAAAGGAUACUUUCAAGCUGAGACCUGCAGGCAUAUACUGAUCUAAAACACAUCUUGAGUAGAUCUGAUCAUCCAAGCCUCAUUCUGAUCCAGGAAGAAUGGCUGUGAGCUGGAUUGUCUUUUAUCUUUGGCUCUUGACUGUGUUUCUGGGGCAGAUAGGUGGGCACAGUUUGUUUUCUUGUGAACCUAUAACCUUGAGGAUGUGCCAAGAUUUGCCUUACAAUACUACCUUCAUGCCUAAUCUUCUGAACCAUUAUGACCAACAGACUGCAGCUUUAGCAAUGGAGCCAUUCCACCCUAUGGUGAACCUGGAUUGUUCUCGGGAUUUUCGGCCAUUUCUUUGUGCACUCUAUGCCCCUAUUUGUAUGGAAUAUGGACGCGUCACACUUCCCUGUCGUAGGCUGUGUCAGCGUGCCUAUAGCGAGUGUUCAAAGCUCAUGGAGAUGUUUGGUGUCCCUUGGCCUGAAGAUAUGGAAUGCAGUAGGUUUCCAGAUUGUGAUGAGCCAUAUCCCCGACUUGUGGAUUUGAAUUUAGUUGGAGAGCCAACUGAAGGAGCCCCAGUUGCAGUGCAGAGGGAUUAUGGUUUUUGGUGUCCCCGAGAGUUGAAAAUUGAUCCUGAUCUUGGCUAUUCCUUUUUGCACGUGCGAGAUUGUUCACCACCAUGUCCCAAUAUGUACUUCAGGAGAGAAGAACUGUCAUUUGCUCGCUAUUUCAUAGGCCUGAUUUCAAUUAUUUGCCUCUCUGCCACAUUGUUUACUUUUUUAACCUUUCUAAUUGAUGUCACAAGAUUCCGUUACCCUGAAAGACCUAUCAUAUUUUAUGCAGUCUGCUACAUGAUGGUGUCAUUAAUUUUCUUCAUUGGGUUUUUGCUCGAGGACCGAGUAGCCUGCAAUGCAUCUAGCCCUGCACAGUAUAAGGCUUCCACAGUAACACAAGGAUCUCACAAUAAGGCCUGUACCAUGCUCUUUAUGGUACUCUAUUUUUUCACUAUGGCUGGCAGUGUAUGGUGGGUAAUUCUUACCAUCACAUGGUUUUUAGCAGCUGUGCCAAAGUGGGGCAGUGAAGCUAUUGAGAAGAAAGCAUUGCUGUUUCAUGCCAGUGCCUGGGGCAUCCCCGGAACUCUAACUAUCAUCCUUUUAGCGAUGAAUAAAAUUGAAGGUGACAAUAUUAGUGGCGUGUGUUUUGUCGGCCUCUACGACGUUGAUGCAUUAAGAUAUUUCGUUCUCGCUCCCCUCUGCCUGUAUGUGGUAGUUGGGGUCUCACUCCUUUUAGCCGGCAUUAUAUCCCUAAACAGAGUUCGGAUUGAGAUCCCAUUAGAAAAGGAAAACCAGGAUAAGUUAGUCAAGUUCAUGAUCCGGAUUGGUGUUUUCAGCAUUCUCUACCUUGUGCCACUCUUGGUUGUAAUUGGAUGUUACUUUUAUGAGCAAGCUUACCGAGGCAUCUGGGAAACCACAUGGAUACAGGAACGCUGCAGAGAAUAUCACAUUCCAUGUCCAUACCAGGUUACUCAAAUGAGUCGUCCAGACCUGAUUCUCUUUCUGAUGAAGUAUCUCAUGGCUCUCAUAGUUGGGAUUCCCUCUAUUUUUUGGGUUGGAAGCAAAAAGACAUGCUUUGAAUGGGCCAGUUUUUUCCAUGGGCGUAGGAAAAAAGAGAUAGUGAAUGAGAGCCGGCAGGUGCUCCAGGAACCUGACUUUGCUCAGUCACUCCUGAGGGACCCAAAUACUCCAAUUAUAAGAAAAUCAAGAGGAACUUCCACUCAAGGGACAUCCACACAUGCUUCUUCAACUCAGCUGGCCAUGGUAGAUGAUCAAAGAAGCAAAGCAGGGAGUGUCCACAGCAAAGUGAGCAGCUACCAUGGCAGCCUCCACAGGUCACGUGAUGGCAGGUACACUCCCUGCAGUUACCGAGGAAUGGAGGAGAGACUACCUCACGGCAGCAUGUCACGGCUGACGGAUCACUCCAGGCACAGUAGUUCUCAUCGGCUCAAUGAGCAGUCCCGACACAGCAGCAUCCGAGACCUCAGUAACAACCCCAUGACUCACAUUACACAUGGCACCAGCAUGAACCGUGUUAUUGAGGAGGAUGGAACCAGUGCUUAGUCUUGUCCAAGGUGAAAUGUGUGCUGUUGAAAAGCAGGUUUUAGUCUUUGCCUUUGCAUGGCUGGCUGCUCUAACUCGCUGUCACUCUGCUUUCUCGGGCAGAGUGUGCCCACUGGGAAAGUAGAAUUUUGCUCUUUGUAUCACAUCAACCUUGGGAUGCGAACAUAUCCAAAACACUAAGAAUCAUGUCAUCACAAAAGUAAUUAUUUCUAGGCUGUGAAGAGAUGAUUGUCUGGUAAGCAUUUUUAUAAACACGAUUAUUUUAUAUCUAGAAAAAUCCUCUAUGUGUGGUGACUGCUUUGUAGUGAAUUUUCAUAUAAUAUGAACUAGUUGUGAAAUGACAUUCUGGUAGCUCUGUUAAUAAAACAAAGUUUCAGAAUUAAAGAAAAUUUCUAUGCAAGGUUUACUUCUCAGAUGAAUACUAGGACUUUGUAGGUUUAUUUCCACAGAGUGAAAAAAGGAACUGUUUUUAAACUAUAGAAGACUUUGAUAAGCCAGCAAGGGUAUUUUAGCUAAUAAGAUAACAGUGCCACAGAAGAUCUGGUUGGCCUGUGGGAGGUUCUCUCAAAGUCUGUCAGUCUUCCCCCAAGAUAUGCAGGCUGUGGAUGAGCACUGGAGUAAAGGCAGAGAUGAGCAUUUCCCCUGUAAUUGGAUUGGUUUUUGUUUUGUAAAUAUUACUUUUAUAGGCUAUGCUUUUAUAAUAUCCAUAUGCAUGAUAGAAACAUUUUAAUUUGUGGCCAUUUUCUCCAGGAAAUAGUAGAAAAUUUCAUGUUCAUAUAUGUUCUGUGGAGGCAUGCAGUAAGAUAAGCAUCACACAUUAUAAGGGGUUUUAGUGGUAAACAAAUUACAAAUGGCAAAAUAUUUUCUGUGUAUUCAUUGUCGUAUUUUUCUACAGUGAGAAUGUGAUCUUGCCAAAGCCAUCAGACCUUGGUACCCAGGCCCUCCUAUAAUUCCCCAGUAGCCAGUUGGCUACAGCUUUUGCCUACAUUCCUAUUUUCUGAAUUACUGUGGUUUACAGCUGAAAUAUAUAUACUCCAAAAUGGUGAUCAAUCUGGGUUCUUGAAAGUCAUUUUAACUAAGUGGAGCAUGGUUACUCUUUCUGUGAAUACCAUUUAAUCUAAAAAAAAGUAUCAAGUAAAAACCUCUUAACAUUUUAUCUUGUAAAGCUUAAAUGAUUUAGGAUAUGAACUGUGAACUUUAUUUGUAUGAAAUUGAUCAGAAAGAAAACUUCUUGAAAAUGCUAACAUGUUAUUCAGAAAACAUAAGUGAUCCUCGGCCCUGAUUGCGGGUACAAAUCACUCUGGAAACUCUCAAUAGCCAACAUCUUUCUGUCAGGUUUGAGUUGAUGCUUUAAAAACAAACAGCUUUCCAAGUGAUUACUAGCGUAGCCAGGCUUGAAGCCAUUCUUUUAAGCUUGCUUUCCCGUAAGGAUGGGUUGAUGGCAUCACAUUCAACCAUGGCAAGAUGGAGCCAGACUCAGUGAUACACUUAUAUUGUUUCCUGAUAUGCAGUUGUUUCUUACUCUGUUAUAAUCCACUAUAAAAUGCAGAAUUCUCAGCUCUGAUCUCUAGAGAGUCUUACUAAUAAAUCAAAGGCAGUAGGAUUUCACAAACCUGUAUUUCUAAAAAUACCACAGAAGAGUCUUAGCAGGUUAACCAAGAAUCACACUCAGAAAAAAAAAAAAAAAUCCCAUAGACUCUGGAGAGGUCUGGCUUUGCCAUAUGCUAGUUUUCAACUUUGAACAAGUCAGCCUCCAUGAGCCUAGUUCUUCUUGUUUAAAGAUGAAGAUAGAAGAUGAAUAUCUCCUCUACCUACCUCAAAAAGUUGUCAAAUUGAGAUCAAAUGAAAACAACAGUCUGGAAGCUCUUUGAAACUGUGAAGUGUUGUGAAAUGUGCAGGAUUAAGAUUCUUGAGGACUAAAGAGCUUUAUUGGAGGUCUACUGUAGUAUAUUUCUUGACACAUGUUUAAUUCGUGUGUUGCCCUUUAAAACUAAGAGUGCCCACAUGACAGAAGAGCCAGUUUCCUGGUAGUCAUGAUUUAUUUGUGUCAUGUUACCCAUUCUUCAUAAGACACAUUUGAGCAUUUGGACCCAGAUGUUUUCUCUUUCUUCUGUCCUCCCAGCUUUCCCCUUGGAACUGGGGUUACCCCUUGGAGAGGCCCGAAGUCCCUUAUAACUGAUAAAUUGUCUAUAAACAGAUCAAUAACUCAUGAAGCUUCUGUCUGAGAAGCUCCUGGAACAGCAUGAGCAAACCAAAACAAACAUCCACAAACAAAAAUAGAAGUUAAGAUAGGAGUACCAGUUUGAGCUCAAAGAUGUCGUCUGCUACCAUCUGCAUCACUACCGAUUGCCAAGUGUUAAUUGUUGUCUUUUGAAGUGCGCCAAGUGUAGACAGUGAAGUGAACAUUGCCAUGAAAGUCUCACCUUUGUGCUUCCAGAGUUUGUGUGUGUCAUUGCAUCUCCUCUGGCUUCAGCCAGUGGUGAUGCAUAUAUGAAUAAUGUUGGCCUUACAGUCACCUUCACCAAGUACCAUUGUUCACUUGUUCUGUGUACUCAGCACAGUACUUUUUGUUCAAUUUGGGCCAUGCUCUUUAUCAUGCUAGUAUGUGCCAGGUUUUAGGAAUCUUUUUUUUUUUUUUUUUUUUUUAAGAGACCAUUGAAGAACUACAGCAGAACAAUUGAUUCCAAAUCUUAACCUGUUGAACUUGUCUUGAACAAGUCUGGACAGUUUUCUUACCAUAUAGGUUACUUUAAUUUCUGUUGUGAUUGGCAUAUAUUAAUACUUAGUGUUUUCUUUGUUCAAUUGACAACCAAGAAAAUGAUAGUGCCCUAUAAAAUGUUAAUAUAUUAUCAAAAGGGAUUUGAAAAGAACUUUGAUUUUAGUGAUAUGGUCUUAUUCAAUAAUUAGGCAAAAGAUCCAAGGCAGUAUUAAGCUCAAAAUAGUAAUUUGUUUCAGAGAGCAGUUGAUGAAUAACAAUUAGCACAGGGCUUAGUACAGAGUAAGCUUUCCAGUAAAUGUUUAGCAAAUAACUAAGUACAUGGCACUCAGACCAUGCGAAUUGUUUUUAUAUGUACAUAUAUAUAUACAUAUACAUAUUUGUGAAUUUGUUAAAAAUCUGUAUAAAGUAAGAAUCCUUUUCAGUUUCACACAAAAAACAAAAGGAUAGGAGGUUUAUAGAACCUAGGCUUAUAAGUAAACUCAUGAUUCUUCUAAGCUUUUUUUUAUGCCUUUUUGUGAUCAGCUAAAAUGAGAAAAGCUUGGCUGUAGAAACAGUUCAGUGAUAAAGUGUACUUGCUGCUCUUCCCGAGGACUCAGGUUUGGUUCCUUGCACCCUUGUUCUCACAGUGCCUGUAGCUUCAGCUCUGGGGAUCUAACAUCACACUUGUAACACACACACAAAUACAAAAUAUGAAAAAUGUUUAUUUAAUUCAACUAUGUAUAAUGAAUAUACAUUUACGCAAAUUUGAUUGCUGUAUAUGGAAAUGCAUUGGCAUUUGUGCAUCUCUUCCUUGCUUUUCUCCCUUUUCAUUUUUUGUUGUUUCAGUCACAAGAGUAUUGAGAGAGGCAUAGGAAGAGUAAACAUUUUUCCCCAUUCACCAGACUACAAUUGCUUUCUCUAAUUUAAUUCUAAUCCUAUGUAUCUUUAGUAAUUAUACUGAUACAGAAUAAUGCUUAUCAUUUAAGAUCCAAAUCUGAGAAGAGAAAAAACAAUAUUAAAAGUCUGUUUAGACCACCACUUUAGUAGAUAUAGAUGUUUAAUUAACUUAUAGUCAGCACAUUAUUAGUAAGUAUGUGUAUUCAUUCCUGUUGUCCCUAAUUAGAAAAUCUGGCUUUAAAGAUUUUAAAGUUUCCUCUAAUAUUUUGGUCAGAGGUCGAGCAAGUACAAAAUCCAUUGAGUUCAAUCUAUUUAGAUAUGUUGAAUGAUAAUUUAUCUUUACCUUUUUACCUAAAUAGUCACCAGUAAUUGCCCUUUUCAUGGAUUGGGGGGGGGGGUAGAAUUGUUUAUAAUUGACUCUAGUUUUAUUAUCACCACUCCCAUGGUUAAAAAUGUUUUUUACUUUCUAAUAAUUGAAAAGCUUAAAAUUUGCCAGAAGUAGUCACAAACAUCUUUAAUCUUAGCACUCAGGAGACUGAGGCAGGAGAAUCUCUUGUGAGGUCAACCUGAUCUACAUAGUGAGUUCCAGGGCAGUUAGGACUAUAUACAAAGACCUUGAGCCAGGCAGUGGUGGCGCACGCCUUUAAUCCCAGAAUUUGUGAGGCAGAAGCAGGUGGAUUUCAGUGUUCAAGGCCAGCCUAGUCUACAGAGUGAGUUCCAGGACAGCCAGGGCUAUACAGAAAAACCCAGUCUCAAAAAACAAAAAACAAAACAAACAAACAAAAAAAGUAGAAAGAAAGACCUUGUCUCAAAAAUAAAGAUUAACAAAUCUUAAGGUAAAGAUAAUUAAAGAUAAGUAAUUUUUAUUUAUAAAUAUUCAGUGUUCUGUUAUUCUGCUCAUUGCCACUAACUAUUGAAUUAGUAUUUUUAAUUUUUUCAAGCUUGUUAUAUUUCCUAAAGCAGGUAAAUUUAUUAUUUUAUUAGUAGUAUUGUGGCUUUAAGCUUUUUGGUAUAUAAUCAGGCUUGCUCAAAUUUGCAGACUUGUAGAUGUUUCUUUGUUUUAUGUUAACUGGUUUUUAAAAUUUAGAACUCAAUGGCUUUGUUUUGGCCACGUUUUAAUUAAUAACUAGUAAGAAUGCAUUAGGUUAUUUUAAAAAAUAUCCAAGGAUUUUUGAGUCAGGAAAGCUGAUAUCUAGUUUUGCUUCUCCUUUCAAUGAGCUCUGUUAACCUCAGACAAAGCAUUUUUGUUUGCAGUUGAAAGGAAUUCAGGGAUUAGAUUAGGAGUCUCAGAUUCCACCAGACUCUAAUUUGUUUCUCCCUAGCCCGUUUUAUUACAGUCAUUGCUGAGAGCGCACUUGUAUUCUCCCAUAGACUCUGUUUGCUUGAUCAGCUUACUCAGCUGAGGCAAUUGGACGCCAGUGUUAGAAAAGUACCCUGCCUCUGGGCUCCAUUUCCAGCUCCUCACAGAAUAAUAGCUCAGCUGAUCUCAGACGCUUAGUUAGGUAUAUAGCCCAGGCUGGAUUUGAACUCAUGGUUCUCUCAUCAUUCUUGGGAUUUCAGAUGUGCGACCAUGCCCUAACUUAAGUGAUUUUUAAAAGAGAAAAAUUAUGGAUAAUAAAAGUAAAAGAAGUUAUAAGUACCAGACAUGGUUUUUAAUGAAAAAAAUUUAAACAUCAAUAUAAGUUGGUAAAAGAAAUGACAUAUAUAUGAUAUUUGUUCUCUUAAUUAUGAAUCUAGAUUUUUUUUUUUAGUCAAGCCAUCAUACCAAAUGCAUUCUGUAGAGCUGUAGGGUAGCUCAUUGGGAGAGUGAACAGAUCGUGACAGCACUGGUUCUUUUCCUAACUAAAAGGCUGUCAGGUUCUACCAACUUUCACAUGAUCAUUAUCAUUGUUGUUGUUGUUAUUGCUAUUACUAGUUUGGUUUUUCAAGCAGGGUUUCUCUGUGUAGCCCUGGCUGUCCUGGAACUUGCUCUGUAGACCAGACUGACCUUGAACUCAGAGAUCUGGUUACCUCUGCCUCCCAAGUGACAGGCCAAAAGGUGUGCGCGACUACUGCCCAGAUUGAUUAUAAAAUCUCUAGGAACUUAAAGAAAUGGAAUAGAACUCUUUAACUGCCUCCUUGAAUUCAUCGAAUAUGUGUAGUUGCAGAUUGCCAUGGAAAAGUGAUGACCUAUUUUAAAAUAUUAGCAGGAUUAGGAUUUACCUCAGAAAUAGACAGGGCCAUGGGUUCAGUCCCAGCAUUGGAAAUAAAACUUAUAAAAUAUUCUUAGAGAUAAAUGUGACUUGUUAUUGUUAAUUUGUCCUGACUUUGCAGAAAAUACUACCAUAAAGUUUCCUUAAUUCUCCAAUAGGGCCAGUGGGAUGACUCAGCAGUACAGGCUCUGGCUGCCAAGCCGGACAGUGGUGAUUUCCAUUCUAGAGACCCAUAUGGUGGAGACAACAGACUCCCACAAGUUGUCCUCUGCCCUCCACAUGUGGGUUGUAGUGUAUAUCCACAUAUAGACACACAUGCACACAUGCACACACAAACACAAAAAAUGUAAUAAAAAUUUUUAAGUAUCCUUUAAUAAAACAGAGAUUCUCUUGUGAAUUAAUGAUGCUUUCCAUGAAUUGGAUCAAGGAAAUCUCACUUGCUGUCUUCUAAUUUUAUGUGUAUGAAUGAUCUGCCUGUGUCUGUAUACCGUUUGAAUGCCUGGCACUGAGGGAUCCCCUGAAACUGAAGUUAUAGAGGGUUGUGAGCCACUAUGCGGUUGCUGGGAAUCUAACCCCAGUCCUCUGAAAGGUCUCCUAACCACUGAGCCAUCCCUCCAGCCCACCCAGUUGGAAGAUUGAUUUCUUUGCUCUGACUGUCUGCAUCCAUUCAUAUGUCUUAAAUGCUUUGGACUGUCGACUUACAGUGUGCAGUUGAGUGUGAAGUCUGAUGAUGUUACGUACUCGUCGUAAGUACAUAAGUAGGGGCUUUGUUGCCCCUCACAGCCCAUUUGGUUCUGGUGAACAAGCCUAGGGUCUUGCAUAUGCUUGGCAGCCAUUCUACCACUAACUAUAUAUUCAUCCUCAGCACCUAUUAGAUUUCCUUAGCUACAAUUAAUUUCUUGUCUUAGGUCUGUCACUGGUUUUCAGUAAUUAAAUUAGACACUCAGUCUCUCACUCAGAGAUUCCUAUGGCCACAUGCUACAUAAUGAUGUUUUAGUCAUUUUUAGUUAGGAAACACAUGGCAGCCGAAGGCAGGAGGAUCACAAGGUUAAGACCUGUUUCAGACAUCCUGUCCAUACAGCAGUGGUCCCAUAGGGUCAUAUCAUUUCAUAGGCAUGUGAUUGGUGAGUGCAUGCUCUGAUGUUGCAAAAUGACCCAGUUGCUUAGCAACAUAUUCCUCAAAUGUAUCCUGCCAUUAACCAUAACUGUUACAUUUUUUUUAAAAUUGUCUCUAAAAACAACACAUUUAUUUUCAGUUUUCUGGUUCUUCAAGUCCUUGUUGUUGCAUACAUUGAAUAUGAAGUCCAGUUUUAAUGAAUAUUUGGGGAUUGAUAAUGAGAAGUUCUGUAAGAAAAACCAAGUAACCCUAAAGGGGUGGUUUAUAGUUAUCCUUCUUGUAUUUUUCUGUUUGUCUAGCUAUCCUCCACCCUCAGUUUUGAGAAGCUGGCAUAUCUCUUCCUUCAGUCCUGUCUCAGAUCAUUUUCCCAGAACUAAUCUUGUCAGCAGAAGCAUUUACUAUGAAAUCAUUUUUUUAAAAGAAAUCUGCACAGUAGAUUUUUACAUUGAGCUGAGAUGAAUAUGCCUUGAAAAUAAUAUAAGUGUGAAAUUGUUUAAAUCAUAAAAUGGAUUCUCUAGCAUGAAAAUGUUUGUUUGAGCUAAGUGUAGGGACUCACACUGGAAUCCCAGUCGCUUGAGAGGCUAAGACAUUUAAGGCCAUCUCAUGCUGCAUGGGAUAUAAUUAUAGGCCAACCUGAGCUACAUAGUGAGACUGUGUCAGAAAACAAGUAGAGGGAGGAGGAGAAAGGUGUUCAGACUGUGGAAGUUCUGUCAGUGGAUGUCAUUUCUUGUAUAUCUUAGCCAUGAAUUAGAAAAAAAAUCUGAAUUUUCUUAUCAUUUCUCUUUUUAUAGUACUCCAACUUCCCCAGAACCAUCCAGCUUCUCAUGUUUUAUGUUUGUUUGUUUGUUUGAUUAUUUCCCCUAGUAGUAGGGCCUUGCCUGCUACCAGAGCCUUGCAUAUACUAGGCAGGUGCUCCAACUCACCAGACCUUGGUCUUUUCUAUCAGGUAUCAAGGCCUUGAACUUGAUGUAUUGUUGUCCAGGGUAGCCUUGAAGCUUACAGUCUUCCUGUAUGGGCCUCUGAGUGCCAAGGUUGCAAUCACGAGCUUCCCCUGUGCUUAACAUCGCUUACAUUUUUCCUUCCCUCUUUUCUUUCCUGUGUGUGUGUGUGUGUGUGUGUGUGUGUGUGUGUGUGUGUGUCUGUCUAUCUGUCUGUCUGUCUGUCUGUCUGUCUGUCUGUCUCUGUCCGUUCAUCCAUCCGUUGGUGACUAAUGGUGGAACCAGGGCUUUCUUUUACUAUCCAAACCUUCUGCUACUGAACCGUAUCUCCAGUCCUUUAAUACCAACUUCAAACAGCUUUUCUGCUUUUAUUUUCAGUUUCUAGGUUUUGGGUUUUUUUGAGUCUUACUUUCUCACUGAAGUUUAAACUUAUGUUUCAUGAUAAAGUAUGCUGUUGUCACCUCACCUUCUCCCCCCUCCAGCUUCCAGAGCACAGUUGACUGACAGCUUCAAGCAUCAUGCUGGCUUAUUUUGUUUGUAGGAACUAUUACAAAAACUAAUUCUUCAAAAUUUAAAUUUAAAUUAGGAAGCAUUGUUUUCAAGCCCAGCAUGGUAGAUACAUGUCUAUAAUCCAGCAUACAAAAACUAAUUCUUUAAACUUUAAAUUUAAAUUAGGAAGCAUUGUUUUCAAGCCCAGCAUGGUAGACACAUGUCUAUAACCCCAGCAUUUAGGAGGCAAGGCUAACUGCAGCCAGAGGAUUGCCAGGAAUUGACGGCUAGCCUGAGCUACAUAUCAAGACCCUGUCUCCAAAAAUGAAAAGAAAAUACUUUUUGAUAUUUUAAUCUGAUGGUUUGGAGGAGUAUUUAUUUAAACAUGUAUCUAUGAUUAAUAGUAAUUUCAUUGUCUGUAAUACAGACUAUCUAAAUCCCAUAUUUAUUUUAUGAGCUGACUCUUACUUUCUUGUCUCAGCAAACAGCUCUCUGUUGUUCUGUGAUUCUUCUGACAGUUGAGCUCAAGAUUCUCUCAGUCUGAAUAGUUGGAAAAUAUUCUUCUAAGCAUGUGAAAUUGCUGUCUUGGGGGGAGUAACCACAUGUUAGCGACUUACCGUGUUUUAGAAGAGAUGUUAACUUUUCACCUCUGCUCUUCUCAGACUAUCAGACGAGACUACAUAAACUCUUAGGUCAUUUCAAAAACUGCUCUGUCUUGUUGCUGAAUUCCUGCUUUUAAAGACAUUUUAUCAAUCUGAAGUAAAUGCCUUUGAGAACACUUAAGUUACAUAAGCUCUUCACUAAGUCUGUGUUUGAUUUUCAAGCUUUUAGAAGCUGACAGACUGUCAUAAUGUCAAGGGAAUAGUUGAUAAAUACCAUGUAGAGGUAGAAUAAUCCCCAGUAUGAUAGGUACUCCAUUUUUGCUAACUACAGAGUUUUAUCCUCCAAAAUAAGUGAGUGCUAUGUUACACAGCCAACACAUUUUCUGUACGCUUUCAUCUAAACAUUUUCUUUAUACUUAGAUUUCUGGUUAUGGGAACAAAGGUAUAGCAAUAUAAACAUACAAAUAAGAAUAUGAAAUUCCUAUCCAGGAGAUUCCCAGUUUUGUGGUCCAAAAAGGUAUAAACUAGUUUGUUUCAAACUCAGACUAAAUUGCUCCAUAUUGUUGUGAGUAAUUCAGACAGUUGCUAGAAAUCAUUACUCAGUACCCAUUACACUCUUGGAGUUAUUCUGGGUGUCUUAGUUUUCGAUGCAUUCUUGUGUUAGACAAAGGUACUUGGAUUUCAGUAGACGAGGUACGCUGCUUCCUCGGUGAUGCCCUCAGUGAGCGCUCAUUUAGCUGAUCUGAUUCCCAGAUGCUCAGCCUGAAACCUCUCUAGUUCCUGCUUGUUCCAGCUGCUCUGAUCAGUAUGUCCAAAGUAUGACCUACUUCGAGUGCUAGGAAGAAGCAAAUUCAGACAAUUCAUAAUAAAUUGCCAGUAACUAUAAUCUUAUUAUCUUGCUGAAAGAGAACCAAACACAUAAACAUUGACAGGAAAUUCACAGGUGAAUACUGUCCAAGCUUGCUCAAAAAACACUUUCCCUGUUUUCUGUUGACAAUUUUUCAAGGAAUAUGAAGGUAGGAAAACUACUCCUUUUCAUUAUUCUGAAACUUAUUUUUAAAUAACUGGUACUUAGCAAUUUAGUUUUUAAAACACUAUUCUGAAUUAAAUUGCUCAACUGACUAAAUUCUAAACCUAACCUUGUUUUAUCAUACAGACAUCUAGUUAGAAAGUGUUUGUGGUGGAGACUUGUAUCUUGUGGCAUUAGUUCUUCAUGUUUCUUCUCCAUACAUCGGCUAAAGCAGUUCAUUUCCAGAUGAGCGGAAAGUUGCUGUUGUUGGGGUCUGUGUAGGGCGAGCACACCCAGUGAGAGCAUGGGCUGUACUGUCACAGUAGCUGGGUGUGCUCUGCACUCUGCUGUUGUAGAUUUAUUUUGUUUACAGUAGACUGAUGUCAGUUUUGUAAAUGUUUUUCUUAGCACUUUAACUGUGAGUGUAAAAACUGAUUUUAAAUGUAGUGGUUGUAUAUUUUGGUUAUAAAUUGGAAAUUUUUAAUAAAACUAAAUAACUUGUUC
Mastomys coucha (southern multimammate mouse) is the source of this 12978-nucleotide messenger RNA. RefSeq names its product frizzled class receptor 3 (gene Fzd3). Gene Ontology annotation, cellular component: plasma membrane. NCBI's taxonomy places the organism in Eukaryota, Metazoa, Chordata, Mammalia, Rodentia, Muridae. The transcript is spliced from 7 exons. Gene Ontology annotation, biological process: non-canonical Wnt signaling pathway; canonical Wnt signaling pathway. Bases 532 to 2532 code for a protein of 666 amino acids. The record is from RefSeq and is a predicted model, not a curated record. Gene Ontology annotation, molecular function: Wnt receptor activity; Wnt-protein binding.